AUGGAACAUGUUAGAGUGAUCUUCUUCCUAUUUGCCUGUGUGCUAACGUUUGUUCCAUUUCACGCCUUAGCUCAGGUAGAUGCCUAUCAGUUUUCAAGGUUCAGAUGUGUUGUAGAUCGAGGCAACUUCACGGCCAACAGCACUUUUGCCGAAAAUCUCGACCGCCUUGUCUCCUCUCUCUCCUUACAAACAUCCAAACCUUAUGGCUUCUACAACCUCUCUUCUGGAGACUCGUCUGGAGAAAGAGCUUAUGCAACUGGUCUAUGUAGAAGAGAAGUCAAAAGAGAAGAUUGUCUCAGCUGUAUCCAGACAGCUGCAACAAACCUCACCGUGCUGUGUCCGCGGUCCAAACAAGCUGUUGUGUGGUCCACGCACUGUAUGUUUUAUUACUCGAACAGGACAACCUACGGAAGAAAAGAGCUUUACCCAACUCAGGCUUUUAUUGCUGGUAGAAAAAUAUCAGAAAACAGAGAUGACUUUGAGCGUCUGCAGAGAGAACUAUUGAAUAGGCUCAAAGAUAUUGCUGCAGCUGGUGGGUUGAAUAGGAAAUACGCUCAAGGGAAUGGUUCUGCUUCGGUGGGGUACCGUAGAUUCUACGGCGCUGCGCAGUGUACGCCGGAUUUGUCUGAACAGGAUUGCAAAGACUGUCUAGUUUAUGGGUUUGAGCGUAUUUCAACUUGUUGUGAUGGUGAGAUUGGUCUUAGGUGGUUUUGUCCUAGUUGUAACUUCCGGUUUGAGAGUGACUUCCGAUUCUAUGAGUUUGAGGCUGACCUAGAGCCUGAUCCACCCGCAAUCCAGCCUGCUGAUUCACCAACAUCAGCUGCAAAACCUGAAAGAACAGGAAAGGGCAAAGGUGGAUCUAAAGUCGCUAUUGCAAUAGUGAUUCCGAUAGUUCUUGUUUUGUUAUUUUCAAUUUGCCUAUGCUUGGUCUUGAAGAGGAAGAAGAACAAGUCUAGGGACAGAAUCAAAGUUCUUGAGAAUUCUGGAUCAGUUACCGAGGAUGAGUUCUCAGAUACAGAGACACUGUUAGUUGACUUUGAAAAUCUAAAGGCCGCAACAAAUAACUUUUCUUCCGAGAACGAACUCGGACGUGGUGGGUUUGGUUCUGUUUAUAAGGGAGUGUUCUCUAAUGGCCAAGAAAUCGCAGUGAAGAGAUUAUCUGGUACUUCUGGCCAAGGAGACAUUGAAUUCAAGAACGAAAUUGUUCUACUUGCAAAGCUUCACCACAGGAACCUUGUUAGGCUUUUAGGUUUCUGCAUACAAGGGCAAGAAAGAAUCCUUGUCUAUGAGUUCAUCAAGAACGCUAGUCUUGACCAUUUCAUCUUCGAUCUUGAGAAGCGUCAACUUUUGGAUUGGGGAAUGCGAUACAAAAUGAUCGGAGGAGUUGCUAGAGGACUUCUUUACCUUCAUGAAGACUCUCGUUACAGGAUUAUCCACCGUGAUCUUAAAGCUAGCAACAUUCUUUUAGACAGAGAAAUGAAUCCGAAAAUAGCUGAUUUUGGAUUAGCUAAACUCUUUGACACAGGAGGCCAAACCAUGACACAUCGAUUCACAAACCGAAUUGCAGGAACUUAUGGCUAUAUGGCUCCUGAGUACGCCAUGCACGGACAAUUCUCAGUCAAAACAGACGUUUUCAGCUUUGGUGUGUUAGUCAUUGAGAUCAUUACAGGUAAGGAAAACAACAAUGGUCGAUCUAACGAUGAUGAAGAUGCAGAAGAUCUUCUUAGUUGGGUAUGGAGAAGCUGGAGAGAAGAUCUUAUACUAAACGUGAUCGAUCCAAGUUUAACGACGGGAUCAAGAAACGAUAUAUUGAGAUGCAUACACAUUGGUCUGUUAUGUGUUCAAGAGAGUGCAGCGACUAGACCAACAAUGGCUUCGGUUGUUCUCAUGCUCAAUAGCAAUUCCUUUACUCUCCCGACGCCUUCAAGGCCUGCGUUUGUGUUAGAGAAUGUUAUUCCUUCUAAUGUUUCUUCUUCGACGGAAGGGUUACAAAUGUCGUCGAAUGAUGUGACUGUUUCUGAGUUGUCUCCUCGUUAA
Molecule: messenger RNA, 2037 nt
Organism: Microthlaspi erraticum
Lineage: Eukaryota; Viridiplantae; Streptophyta; Magnoliopsida; Brassicales; Brassicaceae
Source: the annotation of a GenBank genome assembly